Molecule: messenger RNA, 3162 nt
Organism: Thrips palmi
Lineage: Eukaryota; Metazoa; Arthropoda; Insecta; Thysanoptera; Thripidae
Product: ABC transporter G family member 20-like
Cellular component (GO): membrane
Molecular function (GO): ATP hydrolysis activity; ABC-type transporter activity; ATP binding
Source: RefSeq, a predicted model, not a curated record
UGGCCGCCGCGCCGCGUGCCCGCCUGCCUGCUAGCCCGCCUGUCUGUCAGCCCAAUCUCUGGAGCGCUCCGACCGUCCCGGCCCGCGAGGACCCUGGCGAGGACCAGGAGCAUGGUGUUGUAGCGGCCGCCCUGCAGCAAGGAGGAGACGGACGAAACGAGCAUGGUCUGCCCGCGCGUGUCGGUCUGAGAGGCAGACAGUGGCAGCCUUUGCCGUGCCUCCGCGUUACGUUGCUCCCCGUUCGCGGAAGUGGAAGUAGCAGACGACGCGGCUGCGGGAACCUGCAGCAACCUGCGGCUAUGAUUGGAUUACCGUGAAGCAGGAUCCCUUCCAGGAUCCCUUCCAGACGGGCAUGGCGCCCACCCAGGCCGUGAUGGCGGCCGACCUGAGCGGCCGCCUGGAGGGCCUCCAGGGCAUGGAUAACGAGGACGCCGCCGUGCUGGUGCGCAAGGCCUACAAGGUGUACCGCAGCAAGUCCCUGUUCCGGAAGACGGUCAACAACCAGGUGAUCCAGGGGCUGGACAUGACGGUGCGCCGCGGCACCAUAUACGGCCUCCUGGGCGCGAGCGGCUGCGGCAAGACCACCAUGCUCAAGUCCAUCGUCGGCCAGGACAAGCUCACCAGCGGCGAGGUGCGCACCCUCGGCCGCACUCCCGGGGCGCCCGGCUCGGGGGUCCCCGGCGCCGCGGUGGGGUACAUGCCGCAGGAGCUGGCGCUGUACAUCGGCUUCACCAUCGGCGAGACGUUUCGCUACUUCGGCUGGCUCUCGGGGAUCCCCAAGGAGGAGCUGGCCCUGAGGACGGCGUCCUUGAUCAAGUUCCUCGACCUGCCCCCCGCGCACUGCGUCAUCGGCCAGCUCAGCGGCGGCCAGCAGAGGCGGGUGUCCUUCGCCGUGGCGCUGCUGCACCAGCCCCCACUGCUCAUCCUGGACGAGCCCACCGUCGGCGUGGACCCCUUGCUGCGGCAGAGGAUAUGGGGCCACCUGAUGGACAUCACGGCGGACGGCAGCACCACGGUCAUCAUCACGACGCACUACAUCGAGGAGGCGCGGCAGGCCAACACGCUGGGGCUGAUGCGGGAGGGCGUGCUGCUGGCCGAGGACGCCCCCGACCGCCUCCUGGAGCGCUACCACUGCAGCAACAUGGAGGACGUGUUCCUGAGGCUCAGCGUCCUGCAGACUAGGAACAACAGGAACUCGCGGCGGGACGACGCGGACGCCGCGCUGGCGCAGGAGGAGCAGGGCGAGGCGCAGGACCGCAGCGCGCGCAGCGUGCUCGUGCCCACCAUCACCGAGCAGUCCGUGUCACCACCGCCUCUCACAGCGCUGCCGGUGCGACGGCGGAAGUCGGCGUCCCCGUCGCAGCUGCCCCUGCCGCUGGCACCCCUGCCCUUCGGCCGGAAAGGCUCCGGCACCGCCAGGAAGGCGACGAGCUCGGCGACGCGCAUGGCCUGCUUGCUCUGGAAGCACGUGCUGUGGAUGCGGCGCAACGUGCCGAUGGUGUGCUUCUUGACGCUGCUGCCCGUGGUGCAGUGCAUGCUGUUCGGGCUGAGUGGCCGCGACCCCAAGGGGCUCAAGCUGGCCGUGGCCAACGACGAGGGCCUCUGCGGGGCGCCGGGGCUGGACUCGGUGGACACGUUCAACUGCAGCAACCCCAGCCUGCUGUCGUGUCGGUACAUCAACAUGCUGCAGCGCAUGGAGUUCGACACUCUCAUGUUCGACUCGCUGGUCAGCGCCAAGGGUGCGGUGGAGCGGGGGAAGGCCUGGGCCGCGCUGCACUUCCCGGCCAACUUCACCGACAACAUCUUCGCCCGCAUCAACGACGGCCAGCACGCCUCCAACGAGACCCUCCUGGGCUCCGAGGUCAACGUCUGGCUGGACAACUCGAACUCGUACAUCACGACGCUCAUGCAGACCGACAUGUCGUACGGCACGGUGGACUUGCUGCAGCAGAUGCUGUCCCACUGCGACUUCAACCCUGCCGUGGCGGGGAUCCCAGUGCGGUUCGAGACCCCCGUCUACGGCCUCUUCAGCACCGAGUUCUUGGACUUCUCGGCGCCGGGGUGCACCCUGACGCUCGUCUUCUUCAUGUCGGUGGCCUCCGCCGUCGGCGCCAUCCUGUCCGAGAAGAACGAGGGCCUGCUGGAGAGGAGCCUUGUCAUGGGCGUGACGAUGAGGGAGGUGAUGUGGUCGCACAUCGUCAUCCAGACCGGCAUGAUGAUCCUGCAGACCAUCAUCGUGCUCGUCGGCUUCCUGGAGAUCCUGCAGGUCACCAACGACGGCCCCAUCUUCUGGGUGGUGCUCCUGUGCAUGCUGCAAGGUUUCUGCGGCAUGUGUCUGGGCAUGCUGGUGUCCAGCCUGACCAACUCGGACCGGGACGCCACGUUCGUGGCGCUGGGCUCCUUCUUCCCCUUCAUCGUGCUGAGCGGCAUGAUGUGGCCCAUCGAGGGCAUGCACCCCUGGCUGCGGCGCAUGGGCUGGGCGCUGCCGCUCACGCUCGCCACCACCUCGCUGCGCUACAUGAUGGCGCGCGGAUGGAGUCCCGGCCCCGCGCACCCCGACGUCGUCUACGGCUUCCUGUCCACCAUCGCCUGGAUCGCCAUCUUCCUCACGGCCGUGCUGUUCGUCCUCAGGCCCACGCACUCGCGGUGAACGGCGACCGCGGCGAACCGCGGCCAACGCCAGGACGCCGCUCUGUCUCUCUCGCACCUGUACGGGCGAAGCCCCGAAUGCGAGAGAGACAGAGCGACGAAAACGACUUUCGGAAUCUGUCGGCAGGGUGGCUGAGUGUGCGCGCGCGUGUGUCUGUAUGUAUGUGCGUGUCAAUUAAUUGUGAUGGUUACUCGAAAGGCUGUGUGAGCGAGAACGUGAAAGGGCCAGGCUCGCCGGGCCAGGCGGUCUACACACUGGUGCUUCACGGCAGGGCAUUCCCCGCCAUAUUCUCAUUGUGUGUGUCUGUUGUAAAGUUGAUUUGGAAGCUGUGUCGAAUCCUCCAAAAUUUCAGUCCUAAAGACUCUAGAAUAGUACUUGUGAAACAAUGUGGGUUAAAAUUAAAUCAAAGGUUAGACGUGGACUGGGUGGUGUUUAUAAGAGAAGAGUUGUACUUUUUGUGCAGAAAUAAAAGUCUAAGUUGCUCCAAAAUAAUUUAAAAAAAAAAAAAGAAA